Messenger RNA from Exophiala viscosa, 1846 nucleotides. RefSeq names its product GTP cyclohydrolase II. The record is from RefSeq and is a predicted model, not a curated record. Gene Ontology annotation, biological process: riboflavin biosynthetic process. Gene Ontology annotation, molecular function: GTP cyclohydrolase II activity. The transcript has a single exon. Bases 171 to 1451 code for a protein of 426 amino acids. NCBI's taxonomy places the organism in Eukaryota, Fungi, Ascomycota, Eurotiomycetes, Chaetothyriales, Herpotrichiellaceae.
CUAUCACCUUAAUCCCCUCAUUUCCCAUAUCGCCAUACACAUACACAUAGACAACACCCGAACUGCUGGAUAGCUGUUGUCUGGUUCGGCCUUGCAUACUGUCGUUUUGACUUUCAUGAUGCGUAUUGUUUGAAUCUGCAUGUGCCAUACACCGGCCAACAUCGCCCAUUAUGGCUCAUCCCGCCGAAGAACUCCCCUCCCACGCCUCCCCUAUGAUCUCUCCCAUUCCACGCCCUUCAGCCGGCUACCUAAGCAACUGGUCUGAUCUUCACGAUGGCGCUCCUGCGACGCCAGGCAUACCGGAUAAUCUAAUCUCACCUGCUUUCACACCACCGGCCACACCAGGAGCUAGCACCCCUUCGCGGCAUCUGCAUGCAGAACCGAGAUCAAUACCCGUGGACACUUCCCUCGAUGACCCUUCCACAAAACAACCUCGUUUGGUCGAGAGACUACCGAACGUCGAAUGUCUAGUCCGUGCGCGAAUCCCAACGACGUCGGGGUCGGAGAUGUUUCUAUACCUAUAUCAGAAUGACUCCGACAACAAAGAACAUCUUGCAAUUGUGUUCGGGAAUGACAUUCGAAGUCGGAGCUUGGAUUCUGAGCGGCCGGGCGAAACAGAGAUGGACCGUAUGAUCAGAGGCGCAUAUGUUGGAAGAUUACGACCCGGCAGAACGAGUUCGAGGAUUGACCCCGACAAACACAGAAAACCCCCGAACAAGCGCGCAAGAAGUGGCUCGGCGCUGAAGAACGUCACCAUGGUUCCCGAAGAACCGGUUGUAGAAGGAAACUCGGCGACGUCUGUGCAGCCUCCACCUGCAACCCAGGAUGAACAGAACUCCGAACAGCCCCGAGGCAAGGAGACUGGUCUCGAGCCUCUACUGGAGGCUGUCGAGAUCAGCUCUCCUGGAAAAGCUCCUUUCGUGCGGAUUCACUCGGAAUGCUACACUGGCGAAACAGCCUGGUCAGCCCGUUGCGACUGUGGAGAGCAGCUGGAUGAAGCCGCUCGGUUAAUGUCUCUACCAGGUUCGUCAGGCGGCGUUAUUGUAUAUCUGCGGCAGGAGGGGCGAGGUAUAGGUCUUGCCUCAAAGCUUAAGGCAUACAAUCUACAGGAUCUAGGGAAUGAUACAGUCGAAGCAAACCUUCUUCUGCGGCAUCCGGCUGAUGCUAGAACUUAUGGUCUUGCAACAGCUAUCCUGCAAGAUCUUGGAAUGGGCACAGAUAGCGAUGCCCAGAAGCCUGAGCAGGAAAGGGGUAUCAGACUCCUGACCAAUAACCCGGAUAAAGUCAGAGCUGUAGAAGGUCCGAACAAAGAAGUGCGUGUUCGCGAAAGAGUGGCUAUGAUUCCGAUAGCAUGGAGAACAUCGGGCGUGAAGGGCGUCCGAGGUGCCGAGAUCGAGAAGUACCUGGAGACUAAAAUUGGUCGAAUGGGGCACAUGAUCCACGAAGAAUAGGGUCUCUCGUUGGCCGUGGUCCCAAAUCACUGGUCAGCAAUGCUGACUCCAAAGGAUCUCACAAAACUGAGACAGACAGUCUUGUUUGGGCAUAAAUAUGGACGACCACAGGGCGCUUCUUCUAGGUCCCCAUUCCGAGUUUGCAGGAUGUGCGUCGGGUUGGAAGAAAGUGCUUGAGUUACGACAGUCUCCAGCGACGAAUUGUGUCCGGCAAUCACAGAAUGCCCACGACCGCACGCAAGAGUCCAGGCAGUAUGACCGAUCUUCAGGAUCUCCGAGCACUCAAGAGGCUUGACCGCCAAAUGUCGCAUCUCCGCCACCUUUGCUCCUGGCCGUUGCAAUGGGCAGGCUGACCCAUACAUCUGGCCUUCUCUGCCCUUCUCUGCCCGAAACCU